Olea europaea var. sylvestris is the source of this 927-nucleotide messenger RNA. RefSeq lists its product as uncharacterized. The transcript is spliced from 3 exons. The coding region runs from base 1 to 927 and encodes 308 amino acids. Gene Ontology annotation, molecular function: zinc ion binding. The record is from RefSeq and is a predicted model, not a curated record. NCBI's taxonomy places the organism in Eukaryota, Viridiplantae, Streptophyta, Magnoliopsida, Lamiales, Oleaceae.
AUGGCCCUAGGAGCAUCAAUUCGAGGAUGGAGACAUUGCAGGCCUGUUGUCGUGGUCGAUGGAACUUAUCUAAAUGGACAUUACGGUGGCACUCUAUUCACGGCAUGCACACAGGAUGCAAACAACAGCAUUUUUAUACUUACUUUCGGAAUUGAGGAUACUGAGAAUGAUAGAUCUUGGACAUGGUUUUUAGGAAACCUGAAGAAGGCACAUGGAGAUAGAGAAGGGUUGUGCUUCGUAUCGGAUCGUCAUAACAAUAUAAAGAAUGCAAUUGGAAACGUGUAUCCAGGAGCAUGUCAUGGAAUUUGUUCAUACCAUCUUCUACAGAAUCUUAAGUCACGGUACGGAAGAUCAGGUCACAAUGUAACUCAACCAUUCAAUGCGGCUAUCCGUGCUUACACCCUGAUAGAAUACGAAUAUCACAUGCAAGAACUUUAUGCCAUCAAUAACGAGGUUGUACCUGAGAAGUGGUCACGAUUUCACAUGCCACGAAAUAGGUAUUCCACAAUGACAUCGAACAUAGUAGAAUCAGUUAAUGCGGUGACAAAGUCUGCCAAACACUUUCCUGUUAUAGCGUUGUUGGAAUCAUUGUGGCAAACUACACAAACAUGGUUCUGUAAGCAUAAGGACACAGCGCAAGGAGCUUUCACGACGUUGUCAAGCAAGUACGAGAAGUAUAUAAGAGCAAUGAGCACGGUUAUGAGAAAUUUCAAGGUCUCUCCUAUAAAUCAAUCCACGUUUUUGGUUAGUGGUGAAACUUCGUCAUUCAUUGUUAACAUAGAACAACGUACCUACACAUGUAGGACGCUUCAAGUUAAUCAACUACCGUGCCCACAUGCUUUGGCUACGAUUGCAAGUAUGAAGAUGGAUCCAUAUGACUUCUGCUCGUACUAUUACACAAGAGAAGCAUACAUGAAUGCUUACUAA